Messenger RNA from Durusdinium trenchii, 2646 nucleotides. Lineage: Eukaryota; Dinophyceae; Suessiales; Symbiodiniaceae. The record is from the annotation of a GenBank genome assembly.
AUGCGGAUCCGGCGUAUGGUUCAGCCCCACAAAACACGCAAGGAACUAAACGUUCCUCCUGCUGUUCGUGAUAAGUGGGAUGAGAGUCCAGAAGCCAAAGACAUGAUGGCUGCUGUUUUGAAGAAGGUGAACUUUGACAAGGCUUCCUUCAUACAGCGAAUCGAAACCAUCAUCAGGCGGGAGAAAACGGUGGAAUUGAUUGUGGACGAGGCCUGGUAUUCAGAGGCCGAAAUGGAGUCAGAACUACAUUGGUCGAAGAACUUGCCUCAGCGUUUCAUGUAUGAUAUGUUCAACCGCUAUGACGGGAUCAAGGAAUAUUGGGUUCAAUUCCGCGAAAGUGGUCAACGGAAGGUUAAAGUGUCACAUGAAGAGAUUCGCUCCAAACGCGAGGUUCCUGAGGGCGACCUGGGGGUCGCAAUCCCCGAGGGUGCAUUUGAUGGCCUGGAUGUCAUGGAGCGGCGACUUGCGGCAGAGCCACAGCCAGCCAACGCUGGGGGUGGUGGUGGUGGUGAGGGAAAGGCCUACAAGGACCAAUUCAAGACCUUCAUGGAUAGCAUCUUACAAAAGAGCGGCAAACUCCGGGGACUCAAGAGGGUUCUAGCAGAGGACUAUGAUGCAAGCGACAAAAGUGUUGCUAAGUCAUUGACCGAUAUUGACUCACAAAUCGACUUGCUGGACAACGAAUACGACUUGUGCAAUGAGCUCUACUCCAAUGGGAGUCUUGAAGGAUAUGGCCAAACGUGCAGCAAGGCGAUGUCUCUGGAAGCCAAGAUCCGGCCUCAUGGCAGAUCAGUGCCAAGCCUGGUCACGCAGUCAAAGGGUUUGCUCGAGAUAUUGGGCAAGGAGUCUAAGCCUGAGGUCCCAUGCAAGCAUGCUGUUUCAUCGGCCAAGAACAUCAUCAAGGACAUUGGCACUGAAGUUGCUGAGCGAUUGUCAGGUGGACUGGUGAAGUUCUCCUCUUCCAAUUGGGGGAACCAUGAGCGAGAUGCCCACCGACAGUUCAAGAAGCUGAAGCUCCGUCUUCCAAUCCAAUUGGCUAAUGUGAGGCCAAAGGAAAACGGACAAAAGACGUUCAAGGCACUUCGCUUGAGAGACUGGCUUGCUUUUUUCCUGGAACGGAAUCUGUGGCAUCAAUUGGCUGGCCUUUCCCAACCAAACGAGCAUCGGGAGGAAUGUAUUUGGGAGCAGUUCUGGGAGCUUUACAGGCAAGAAGCCCCCCAGCACGAGAUUUUCCAGUUGGCAGCCCGUGGAGAGAUUUCAUUGCGGAGAACAUGCGCGGUCUGCUUUCAUGGCGACGAAGGUCGCGGAAAAAAGAAAACGCCAUUCUUUGUUUGCAGUUUCAGAUCAUUCCUGGGCAAAGGCAGCGAUGUUGCGGCCAAACACCGGAUGUCCACUGGGUCAAAAGGAAAGCAACCGUUUUGCAGAAUGAAGGUCAACGUCAAAGGCCACGUGUUUACCACAAGGCUUUUGUGCGGAGUUCUACCGAAGGCUCAGUACCAGCAGAACGAAGCAUGGCUCCAAGACCUUUUUGCUUUUGCAGCUUCUGAGGCCGAGUAUGUUUUGCGUCAUGGAAUGCAAGCUCCGAAUGGGAAGACAUAUAGGAUGGCUCUUUGUGGUGUGUCGGGCGAUUGGCCCUUCCUGGCCAAAGUCGGCAGCUUGGAUCGGAGCUUCGCAGCAUUGCCCAAGAAACUUCGAACCAAGAAUGGUGACUUGGCCCAGUGCCGCGGAAUCUGUCACAUAUGUCUGGCUGGGAAAUGCAAUGGGGGGCGUCCAUCACCAUGGCCGUUUGAAGACCUGGCUCGGGACACCCCGUCGUGGAUUGACACCAUGGGAGAUGAAAGCCCCUUCAAGAAGCUGCCGCACUUUGCAAGGGUUGCCCAUACUGAAGGGCAGCUGGAAGACUUGUUCCGGUAUGACAUUUUCCACACGUGGCAUCUGGGAAUCGGAAAGACAUUUAUGAGCAGUGCAAUUACUUUGGCUUCUUGGUAUUUUCCAGGCACUACGCUGGAGGAAAGGUUUGGGAAUCUGUCGCAGGCAGUGUUGAGCUGGUGUCGGCUCAACCAUGAGCACCUGUACAUCACCCAUAUCAGCAAAGACACAGUGAACUGGGAUGCCAAUGAGUUUCCUACUGGUGGUUGGUCAAAAGGCUCCACCACUACCGUGCUAGCCCGAUGGUUUGCAGCGUGGUCCCUUGAAGUGGAGACUAGCGACGGCCUUUUCAUUGCUACAAGGAGAGCAGCUGCUUGCAUAAAUGAAUUCCUGACAGGCUUGUUUCAAGAGGAUGAUGUCUGGCUUUCUUCAGCUGUGGCAACUCGAGUGGGCCAAAAAGGAGUUGAAUUCCUCCAUCACUACGUGUCUGCUGCUGUGUUGGCCUAUCGGGGCAACCGUUUCUUAUUUCCUUUUAUGCCGAAACACCACGCUUUUCAACAUUUAUGCCUCGUCGACCUGGUUCUGAAAGCCCGCAAGCAAAGCCAUGUCCUUUCACCAUUGGUGUUCUCCACACAGAUGGACGAGGACUUCAUAGGCCGCCAAUCCAGAACAUCUAGACGUGUGCACGCAUCGACAGUCAUUGAAAGAGUGACCUUGCGCUACCUCACCCUAGCCCACGCAGAGUUUGUUCGAGCAGGCUUCCUAUGUGACUCUUAA